AUGGAGGUGGCCCGCUGCGGCCUACAGGGGGAUGGGGAUGGGGGGAGGUGGCCGCUCUCCUCGCCUCUACGCCGGGGCGCUGAGCCACCGAUCGCCCGCUCCCCCCCCCUUAGGACCGGUGGGGGUGAUCCCAGUCCAACCCUGCCAGACACAGGAGCCACAGCUGACACGGAUGGCGGAGCCCUACAGGCUACCCCCAGCUCCUCAGGCCCACACAAUGGUGGACACCACGUGUGGCCAUGACGGCUGCGGAGGGGAGACUGUCAUUGUCAUGACAAGACUGACCGCAAUCCUCAACGCCUUUUUGGCGAAACUAGAAACCAGAGAGCGACAGGCAAAAGCUUUCACAAGGUAA
This is a messenger RNA of Pelobates cultripes (western spadefoot toad), 355 nucleotides long. Lineage: Eukaryota; Metazoa; Chordata; Amphibia; Anura; Pelobatidae. The record is from the annotation of a GenBank genome assembly.